AUGCCAGGCAAGGUAGACACACACCACUGGGCCUUGAUUGUAGGCCCAAAAGUCGAAGCAGAGGGUAAUCUGGGUGUGCGCUACCACGCAAAGGAGAGACCAAAAGCGAGAGGAGGUACUGAAUGGUUCUUUGAGGAGAGCGAGUGUUCACCUGCCCCUUCUAGCAUGUUGCUUGUUCGUAUCAUGAUUGGAAAGGUAGUGGAUGCGAAUCUGCUUGUCGGAAUUCUGCAGAAUACGCCUAAUCGGCAGGGCCAUCCAGGUUGGAACUGUGUCUUUUGGGUGAAGGAGGCUCUGGAGAAGCUCAAGGUCAAUCCCAGCGCUUUAGGCACGAGUGUCGUCAAGUGA
This is a messenger RNA of Aspergillus lentulus, 345 nucleotides long. RefSeq lists its product as uncharacterized. Lineage: Eukaryota; Fungi; Ascomycota; Eurotiomycetes; Eurotiales; Aspergillaceae. The record is from RefSeq and is a predicted model, not a curated record.